AUGGCAAAAGCAAAGGUGGCGCAGCCUGUGGCGAGUGACGACUCGUCUCUGUCUUCAAGCGAAGAAGAAGUGCAGCCGAAGAAGGCCGUACCUGCAAAGGCGGCUGGUGCAGCUCUGAAGAAGAAGGCACCUGCCCCUGCGGCUCCUUCGAGCUCAUCAGACGACAGCUCUGAUGAGGACCAGCCAAGCGCAACAGUCGUUAAAAAGGCAGCAGCAGCAAAAAAAAAUAAUGUAGGAAAGGGCCCUGCUGCAAAGGCGCAGUCGACCGCGCAGGAUUCAUCCGAUUCAAGUUCCGAUGAUGAAAUGCCUGCCCCGAAGAAAGGCCAAGCCGCUGCGAAAGCUGCAGCUCUGCAGAAGGCCGCCGCCCAAGACUCAGACUCCGACGACUCUUCUGAGGAUGAGCCCCCAGCGACGAAGCCUGCGCAGAAAGCAAAGGUGACCGCAGCAGCAACGCAGAAGAAGCCAGUGCCUCCGCAGUCCUCAGACUCAGAUUCUUCCGAGGAGGAGAGGCCUCCACCGAAGAAAGCACCAGCGCCAGUAAAGGGAAAGCCAGCAGCAGCACCUCAAAAGAAGGCACCUGUGUCAAAUGACUCCGACUCGGACGAUUCUUCUUCUGAAGACGAUGCCCCGCCUCCACCUAAGAAGGCAGCGGUCUCAGCCAAAGCAAACGCAGCAGCUCAGAAAAAGGCGGUAGCAUCCUCUGAUUCUGAUGACUCUUCAUCCGAGGAGGAAGCUGCGCCUCCCGCAAAGAAGCCCGCACCAAAGGCCAAGGCGGCAUCUGCAGCACAGAAGAAAGCAGCAGCUGCAGCUCAGGACUCUGACUCGGACGACUCUUCUUCUGAAGAUGAUGCACCUCCUCCCAAGAAGGCACCAGCAGCAGCCCCCAAGGGCAAGGCUGCAGUGACAGCUGCAGCUAAGAAAGCACCAGCAGCUCAGGACUCCGACAGCGAUUAUUCCUCAUCGGAGGAGGAAGCCGUGCCUGCAACAAAGAAGCCGGCGCCUAAGGCAGCUGCUGCUGCACAGAAGAAAGCAGCUGCGGCAGCGAUGUCUGAAGACUCAGACGACUCUUCUUCUGAGGACGAAGCGCCCCCAGCAAAGAAACCAGCAGUCGCAGCAACCAAGGGCAAGGCAGCUGCGCCAGCCCCAAAGAAACAGCCAGUGCAAGAGGAUUCGGAUUCCGACGACGACUCCUCGGAGGAGGAGGCCGCACCUCCAGCGAAGAAACCCGCCCCUAAAGCUAAAGCAGCUCCAGCUCAGAAGAAGGCACCAGCACCAGCGCAGGAUUCCGACUCAGAUGACUCCUCUUCCGACGAAGAGGACAGUGCGCCUCCUCCCAAGAAAGCAGCACCGGCGGCCAAGGGCAAAGCCGCUGCAGUGGCUCAAGAUUCGUCUUCAGAUGAAUCGGACUCGGACGAGGAGGAGGAGCCUCCGAAGAAGCCAGUAGCUCAGAAGAAGGGCAAGGCGGCAGAUGCCGGCAUGGAGGUUGACGGAGGCUCGAAGAAAAGGAAGCAGACGCAGGCGCAGAACGGCCAACAGCAAGGCCCCAAGAAGAAGCUACAACUCACAGAUCAAUCCGCUGCUGCUCGCAUGCGCUCCGAGAUCUUCUGUGGCGGCCUUCCCUACUCCGUCACAGAGGAGCAGCUGAAAGAUCUGUUUGAGGCAGACUGCGGCCCGACGACGCGCAUCAAGAUCCUGGAGGGGAAGGGCAUCGCCUUUAUCACCUUCGCAUCUGAGGAGGCAGCAGCAAAGGCGGUGGAAUUCAACCAGACAGAGUACGAGGGCCGCACGCUGCGCAUUAAUCUCUCAGCAGAUAGGCAGCAGCAGCAGCAAGGCGAUCGCAAACACGAAGGAAAGAAUGGAGCCCCCAGAGAUGAUCGCCCGAAGGCGGACCCCUCCAACCAAAUCGUAUUGCGCAACCUGAGCUUCGAUACGACGGAGGAUACCAUCAGGGAAACCUUCGGAGAAUGCGGAGAGAUCCGCGCUGUGCGAAUUCCCGUAUUUGAAGACAGCGGGAAGCCGCGUGGUCAGGCAUUCCUAGAAUUCGACUCUGUUGACUCAGCGACAAAAGCGCUCGAGUUCAACAACACGGAGCUUGACGGCCGCACCAUUUGGGUGGCCUAUGCGCUGCCUCGAGGCGCAGGCGGAGACAGAGGAGGAAGAGGAGGAAGAGGAGGCAGAGGUGGAGCUGCAGGAGGCCGUGGCGGGGGACGCGGUGGUGGCCGCGGAGGGUUCCGCGGAGGCCGAGGAGGUGGCGCGUCUUCUGCUAAGGCUGCAAACGCGGGAAAUGUACAGGAGUUCCAAGGGAAGAAAACUACAUUUGAGGAUAGCGACUGA
Messenger RNA from Eimeria mitis, 2334 nucleotides. RefSeq names its product nucleolar phosphoprotein nucleolin, putative. Gene Ontology annotation, molecular function: mRNA binding. The record is from RefSeq and is a predicted model, not a curated record. The coding region runs from base 1 to 2334 and encodes 777 amino acids. Gene Ontology annotation, cellular component: ribonucleoprotein complex; cytoplasm; nucleus. NCBI's taxonomy places the organism in Eukaryota, Apicomplexa, Conoidasida, Eucoccidiorida, Eimeriidae. The transcript is spliced from 6 exons.